GCGUUCCAUAUUUGCCCCAGUGAAAGGUGUGGGAGCGAAUCGAUGCGUGUGUGGCAACCGCGUACACUGUCGAGUUUACCCAGCCUGUUCAGUCACUGUUACGCCACCAACCAGUAAAGUGCUACGCGAUGGGUAACAAAGUGGUCACAUUUACCGACCAGCAGCUGGAGGACUAUCAGGAUUGUACGUUUUUCACGCGCAAGGAAAUAUUACGUGUGCAUCAACGGUUCUACGAGGCCAGUCCGGAUCUGGUGCCGGUGAUUAUGACCGAGGGCCAAGCGUCCACGAUACAGGUGCCGCGGGAACGUAUCGAACGGUUGCCGGAAUUGGUGGAAAACCCGUUCAAGGGACGUAUGUGUGAAGCAUUUUCGCGCGAUGGCGACGGUAAUCUCACGUUCGAGGACUUUCUCGAUCUGCUGUCCGUCUUUAGUGAGCAGGCACCGCGCGACAUUAAAGUGUACUAUGCAUUCAAGAUUUACGACUACGAUCGUGAUGGGUUCAUUGGGCAGUCGGAUUUGCUGAACGUGAUUACGGCUCUCACGCGCAACGAGCUAUCCCUGGAGGAACAUCAGCAGAUAGCGGAGAAAGUGAUCGAAGAGGCGGACGUCGAUGGGGACGGCAAGUUGUCCUAUUUGGAGUUCGAGCACGUGAUAACGCGAGCGCCUGAUUUUAUAUCUACAUUUCAUAUACGCAUAUAAAACGUCCUGGUUAGUUUGAAUAUAAUAAUUACUUUAGUAAUUCUGUUGUUCUUGUCUAAAUUACAAGGCCGUGUUAAUUAUUGUUGGAUUAUUUU
Messenger RNA from Anopheles moucheti, 793 nucleotides. It is a transcript of the gene Cib2, whose product is annotated as calcium and integrin-binding family member 2. Bases 129 to 698 code for a protein of 189 amino acids. Gene Ontology annotation, molecular function: calcium ion binding. The record is from RefSeq and is a predicted model, not a curated record. The transcript has 2 exons. NCBI's taxonomy places the organism in Eukaryota, Metazoa, Arthropoda, Insecta, Diptera, Culicidae.